UGGCCAGAGAGGCCCUUUCUGACUUGGUCUGUUUCUGUGUUUCUCAUUCCUCCUGACCUUCUAGUAGGUACAACUCUCUCAGGAUCUGCAGAGAAAUUAAACCCGCAAUAUUUGCUUACUUUAGCUUUUAUGGAUCAUCUGUAUUUUUGCUAUGGCAGUAUUUGCUCAGAGUUUUUUCCAGCUACGUCAGAGGCAUGUAGUAACACCUUGUGACCAUGUGGUGUGUCUUGGUAUUUUUAGGAGUUGUGUAAUGUCAAAGCACUUCUUCUGAUUGGAUAAAGUACAAAUUACACAAUAUCUGGAAUAUAAAAUCCUUCCUCACUAUGUCUUUGUUGCUAUAGAAUAAUCUCUGCAGCUGGAGGGAGACGGUGUUUUGGCUCUGGUAGUUGUGCCAGUGUUUUGAGGCUCCACAGCAGCACAUAUUCCUUGCAAGACCCUGUGCUCCAUUGCGAAUCCCCGCAAUGCUCUUCUGACUUCUGAGGUGCUGUCUUUUUAUUGAGAACUCCUCUCCUAAACUGAUACUACUUCGAGACCACGUGAAUUUUCUGCGUGUUGUGGGGAGCCAUGGGGAUUGGCAAAAACACCACUUCCAAAUCAGUAGAAAAUGGAAGCCCAACAGAAAGCAAAUAUGAAGAGGAGUCCAAGCAUCCUGCUUUCUUCACAUUACCGGUCGUAAUAAAUGGUGGAGCAACUUCAAGUGGUGAUCAGGAUACGGAAGACACGGAGCUAAUGGCAAUCUAUUCAACGGAAAACGGAGUAGCAGAAAAGAGUUCUUUGGCUGAGACGCUAGACAGCAGUGCAAGCUCCGAUGCCCGAAGCACAGAUAUGAUCUACACCAUUGAAGACCUUCCUCCCUGGUACCUUUGCAUAUUCUUGGGAUUACAGCAUUACCUGACCUGUUUCAGUGGGACUAUAGCAGUGCCCUUUUUGCUAGCAGAUGCCAUGUGUGUUGGAUUUGACCAGUGGGCAACCAGUCAGCUGAUCGGGACCAUAUUCUUCUGUGUUGGAAUCACAACUUUGUUGCAAACAACCUUUGGGUGCAGGUUACCUUUGUUUCAGGCCAGCGCUUUUGCAUUCUUGGCUCCUGCAAAAGCGAUUCUCUCCUUGGAUAAAUGGAAAUGCAAUGACACAGAUAUAACGGUUACAAAUGCAACGACGGAGCUGCUGCACACAGAACAUAUCUGGUACCCCAGGAUCCGAGAGAUCCAGGGCGCUAUUAUCAUGUCAUCUCUGAUAGAAGUGGUGAUUGGGUUCCUGGGCCUGCCUGGAGCGCUACUCAGAUACAUUGGGCCGCUGACGAUUACCCCAACGGUGGCCCUCAUUGGGCUGUCUGGCUUCCAGGCCGCCGGGGAAAGAGCUGGGAAGCACUGGGGCAUAGCCAUGCUGACCAUUUUCCUAGUGCUGCUGUUUUCUCAAUAUGCCCGAAACGUCAAAUUCCCUUUACCGAUCUACAAAUCCAAGAAGGGAUGGACUGCGUACCGGUUGCAGCUUUUUAAAAUGUUUCCUAUUAUCUUGGCCAUCCUGGUCUCGUGGAUGCUGUGCUUCGUCUUCACGGUGACAGACGUCUUUCCGCGGGAUAGCACCAAGCACGGCUUCUACGCACGGACGGACGCAAGGCAGGGCGUUCUUCUGGUGGCUCCUUGGUUCAAAGUCCCUUACCCAUUUCAGUGGGGACUGCCCACCAUUUCGGCCGCGGGCGUGAUUGGAAUGCUCAGUGCUGUGGUUGCGAGCAUCAUCGAAUCGAUCGGGGAUUACUAUGCCUGCGCACGGUUAUCUUGUGCGCCGCCGCCGCCGAUCCAUGCAAUCAACAGGGGCAUUUUCAUUGAAGGUCUUUCCUGUGUAUUGGACGGCGUGUUUGGCACUGGGAAUGGGUCUACUUCUUCCAGUCCUAACAUUGGAGUCUUGGGGAUUACAAAGGUUGGAAGUCGACGAGUUAUUCAGUAUGGGGCGGCAUUCAUGCUGCUGCUUGGAAUGGUUGGCAAGUUCAGUGCGCUGUUCGCAUCGCUUCCUGAUCCGGUGCUUGGAGCUCUUUUCUGUACCCUCUUCGGGAUGAUCACUGCAGUCGGACUUUCUAACCUGCAGUUCGUAGAUCUGAAUUCUUCCCGGAACCUUUUUGUUCUUGGAUUUUCCAUCUUCUUUGGACUGGUCCUUCCGAGUUACCUCCGACAAAACCCACUGGACACAGGGAUAACCAGCAUCGAUCCAGUGCUCAACGUUCUUCUUACCACCGCCAUGUUUGUGGGGGGCUGCGUGGCAUUCAUUUUAGAUAACACGAUUCCAGGAAGUCCCGAGGAAAGAGGAAUCCGGAAAUGGAAGAAAGGUGUGGGAAAAGGCAGCAAGGCGGCGGAUGGCAUGGAGACGUAUGACCUGCCUUUCGGCAUGGAAACGGUGAAGAAGUACCGAUGCUUCAGCUUCUUGCCGGUCAGCCCCACCUUCAUGGGCUACUCAUGGAAGGGCUUCAGGAAAAGCAGCGACUGCAGGAGUUCAGGCGACGACUCCGAGGCUGCUGUAUAGCCCCGGCCAAACCCGCCGUCUCCUCACUGUAAAAUAGCCAGUAACAGACACACCUGCAGUUUCUGGCUAUUUUAUUAUUUUAUUUUAUUAUUUUAUUUUAUUGUAUAUCUGCAUUUUCAGUUCUGGAACCAGAGCCGAGACAAGAUUAUAAAAAUAGCUUUCCUAUUGUGGACGCUGAUAGCUAUCCAUAACGUCUCUCCAGAUAACACAGUGCGGAGAGCAAGGUUUGUGCUCGUGUGUGUUUCUCAGAUCGUUCGAUUUGCUCGUCCGGACUUUGGCACAACUGCAGUUCUGUUGAAAGUUUCAAUCCAGAUCCCAAACUGGUGAAUACCAUGUAUGUAAACCCAACACUCAAAGAGGCUGUUUCUUUCCCAUUUACGGCAAAUACAUUCCAUUUUUAAAACUCUCCCUUAAGCCUCUCGCUGCUUGGUUAUUGCUUUCUGGCUGAUUAUGACAGAAAUGAUUGGGCAGUUCUUUCCAGACUGCUCAGUCCUGGUCAUGAAGCGGCUGCCCUCUGCAGCCUUUGCACACGUUUCUGCUCCAUCAAAGCCAACUUUGAUCUGGAGCACUUAAUUUUUCUUAGCACAGCAGCUGUGGAGAUGGGGCAGUGUGGGAGGGGUUAUCAACUGAUUUUGCAUCCCUGAACAGAAGUAAGAAUGCAUAAGCAGCGCCUUGUCUGGCGUACCCACAAGUUGGCAGAUACACCAUGAUAACCAUAUUUAUUAAGCGCAUAAAUUCACUAGUCCUCAGUGGAUUCUUUGAACAGAAUGCUCGGGUUGUGUCCAGAUUUGUGCCGAUCUGUGUUCAGACUCUUCUCCUGGUCCCAGCAAUGGCCUUCAUUUGAUGCUGCCUUCUUAUUUUCUCCUCUACCACACAGAACACAGAACCCACUUUGAAAUGGGAGAGACGCUGUGCAUGGCUUCGCAGUCCACAAGGUGGUUUAACGGGUAUUGGGGGCCCGCUGCAGGAGCCGCUCAGCACUUUCCCUGUACUAGUCUUGGCUCUGACCUUCCGUGGUUGUUAUUACUCAUCAUGGAUUCAUAAGGAUUUAUCCCUGUUUAAUGUUCAUACUGUUGCAAGUUAGUUUCUAGAUACAGCUGUUUGGUUUUUUCAUUUCUUUUUCCCCAUGUGGCCCAAAAGGCUUUUUUUUUACAGCUGUGGGAAGGCAUGUCAGGAAGGCAUGAGGGGAAUUACAUGUUCCCUCAAGGUCCGGAUGCGCUUCAGGUGCUCCUUGCAUUUUGUACGACUUUUUAAGGCAGAUGCCGUAGAGGGUUAAUUUCCUAAAGUACGGCUGUUGGAGAGCACGCAGCUGCCCUUGCAAGCCUCUGCGGUUCUGAGGCUGCGAGGCGGUCUGGAGGGUCCCGAUGGGCCAACGCGGGACGGUGUGGGAGGGGCAGGGCUCUCCGCAUGUGCACUGCUCCUUGCACGGCUCUCACCCGUCACAUCAUUUCCGCUCUCUGAGCUUUGCUUGGAAGACUUUCCACACUUUGCCGACCCGGUCCAAAUCCCAGCCAGGCACCUUCAGUUUAAAAAGGCUCAGAUCGGGGCUGAUACUCGGUCGCUUGAGGACGCAAGACUUCCCAUGCCCUUGUAAUAUAUGCCAGGACGGCUUCCCUCUCACGCACCCUCCCCAGGGUGCAAGUCCCACGGACCUCAGCGGGGUGGGGGCGGGGGCGGGCUCCUGCAUAAAACGAUAAAACGCUGGCAGCCCCCCUUACAUUUCACGUACGACCAAAGAAAAAAAGUGGGUGGAAAGGAAUAUCCCCAUUCGUGAGUGGCGACUGUAGUCCUAAGAAUGCCCAAGCCAGCUUGUUCCACACGCCGCAGAGGCGCAAAGGUUGCAGGCUCGUAAUAUUGGCAGAAUUUAACGUACCCGAAGGGUCACCAUCAGCGUCGCCUCCCAAAGUGCUAGUCGCUUCUUUAGCAGAACCGGAAUGCCAUCCCUCCCGCGUCCCUCCCACCCCCACUUCUCCGUUCGCCUCAGGAGAGGCCGCAGAAGGCCCUGUGGGAUGGUGCCCAGUGCUUCUGAAGCACGUCUCCCGAGUACCUUGACGGAGGCGAGGAAAACACGCUGGCUCGGUUAUAAAGUCUAACGAAAUGAAACUGAAAGGUUUCGUAGGUUAUAGAUAGUGGACGUGCAGAAGACCCGACUCCAAGUAGUGUUUGCUUCUUGGCUCGCUUCUGUGCUUGGGGGAAAUACUUGUCCGUUGCAAGAUUCUCUCUCCCCUGAAAGGUCCUUUUUAAAAACGUGUACCAAUACCAAAACGCUGGCGCGCUUGAAGUCUUUCUGUGGAAUCAGCGGCAUCCGUUUGCCCGCAGAUUGCCGAGAGCUGUUGGGUGAGCCAUUGGCCGGGGUUUGCUGCGCCCAAAGAUGCUGCUGGCAGCCCCCAGCGGGGUCCGUCUGCAGAAAACCCAAGCGUUUGGGAAGGUAGACGCAGCCCUCCAAUCGGACCAAGCAGCCGCAAGAGGGCCUCACGACCGCUGCACUGAGGCGGGGAUGAUGUUCACGGCCUCGGGGCUGAGCUGCUGGCUUGCGGGAUGGGAAGAUCCGGAAUGCCCGAUGCUCCCCCCAUGGUGGUGAGGGCAGGGAGCCGGCACGCGGGUGAGGGGGGGCCUGGGGGGCUUGUGAAGAAAAUGUUUUUGGGGAGGAGGUGACAAAGCUUGUGAAGUGCCUGGCCACCAGGAUCGGUUGCUGUUCGGCAGCAAGGCAAGGCCCCAGCUUGCAGCCGCAGACUGGCCGAGGAGGGAGGGAGGGAGAGUGGGAGGAGCUGCUCUCCUGCUCGAUCCGGGUCAAACCGAAGACCAAAGAGGGCUUGAGCAGGCGGGUUUCUGGUAGAUCACAGCCCAUUCGGAGGGGGAGACCCCAAAGCUUUGAGACCGCUUCCUGGGGCCUGUGCGUUUGAGAAAGCAGCCAAGAAACCCCUUCCAAGGUUCCCUUGGAGCCCCCCGUUAGCAGUUGAGGGAGCGAGCACACGGUUAGCGGGCGAGAGGACGCAUGGGGCACUUCCCUUGCCUCGCUGGUUAAGGGCUGUUGUCGGCCUCAGGUGCACUUCUAGUGGUUCUGUGUCGUGUCCCGAGUUGAAUUCUGUGCCUCAUACGCACAAGGCAGCCAUCCCCAUUCCCACGGACCUGGGAGAAAACCGGAAGUCCCUGGGAUGCCCUGCUGGAUGCCCAGCGGCAUCUCGGCUGGAAGACCCAAAGACACAACUGUGGAUUCUGCCUUCACAUGUGGCCACCUCCCUUCCUGCCGCUUCAAUGAAGCGAUGCUGCCUGGAGCCUGGACCUCAUGGGAGGGCUGGGGAACAGCACCGACAGGUCGCGGUUGAAGGAGGCAGACAUGUCUGGCCGCUCUCUCACAUCCGAGACAUAUCAACAUUCAUUCGAAGCAAAGUAAUUUGAGCAAUUUUGCAUUUCAAACAAGAACUUACCUUUGUUGUGGUUAAAUUAAGUACGCUGGCAGAGAUGUUUGAAUGUCUUAUAAAGCAAUGUUUCUUGAAUUUCUAUUUAAUUGUUAAUUUUUUCCUUGAUAGACAAAAUGUAUUAAGAAUAAGCUGCAUCAGGGAAGGAAUUUUUAAAUUUACAGUCGAUUUGUUUUACACCGUUUAAUACUAACUUUCAAUAUGGGCAAUUUGUACCUGAAUAUUGCAGUAUUUUAUUUCCAUAGACUUAACGAGUUAAAAACAGAACUCACACACACAAGCAUCCGCCACCCUCAAGUAACAUUUCCUCCCAGGAUAAUGACGGUCACAGGUUCCUGGGUGGGAGUGAUAUAUGAUUGUCAUGACAAUGUCAUGUGAUAGAAUUUCUUCAUUGACGAAUUGCUACCAAUUGUGUAUACUUUAUUUACCCUUGCUUCUGUCCUUAGCGAAAACAGAGAGGAGUCCUUCACUUCCUCUCGCCUAAAAACACUGGUACUGGCAAUGUCGCUUUCGCACUUGCAGCGGAAGACACCGAGCGCAAAGCCGGUCCGACCAGGCGGUGGAGUGCAGGACCCCCGCCAGGGGCUGGCCUGCUUCCGGCCCCCCGGAGGGCAGUGCGGUCUCUCCACGGGCAGGAGCUCCAGUGUGAGCCCCAUGCGACAUGCACGGGCAACGUGCUGCCCUCGCGCAGCGCCCGCUCAUUUCGGCGCGGCUUCUCUGGACGCUUUGUCCGUGGACUGAGCCCCGUUGGAGCAGCAGGGGCACCGGUGGAAAUGGGACUGGACCGCUCGGGUUUUCCGCCAGUCACCAAAAUACGAUUCCGGCCAGCUCUGGCUGAGAAUUGACAGGAGAGAUGCGUCUGAUGUAAGAUGCGGCAGCGAGACCAAAGCACAUCGACUAUCCUUCUCAUCGAUGGCACAAACUAGACCCACCGCUUCCGUCGUCUGUGCCGUGCGAAACUCCGGUGGUGCAACUUCAGGGCUACUUCCCAUCAGUGCCAGGCUCCAGACCCAUCAGGAGCCGGCGGCAUGCGCGUCCAGCCAGGCUGGGGCUGGGGAACGGGCAGGCGAGAGCUGCCGGUGCCCUGCAAGCUCAUGCUUCCGUGCCAGAGCGCUCCAAGCAAGGGCGAGCCAGGAGCCACCCCCCGCUCGUCGGCACGGCUCUCGCCUGCGUGAGGAGGCGGCCCAGUGCAUGCGGGAUAUCGAUCGGCCGAGUGUGUGCCCGCCGGCCUUGCACUGGUGGCCACCAGCUGACCUUGCACUGGCCCCAUUCUGCUGCUGGCCCCCUCCCCGGCCUUUGCUCAGCCACAGCGCAGCGUCUUGCAUGUGCAAGUGCCCCGAUGCUCUGACAGGCGGGCCUCAUGGCCGCCCCCACCUGACCCCUCCGGCGGUGCUGGAGUAGCUGCCAUCGCUCACCAGCGCGCCGCCAGGCCUGCUGGCCGGGGUGGCGAGGAGCCGCUGCCUGGAGGACAGCAGCUUCCCGCCACGGGGCACGUGCCUGCAUUCCAGUGCCUCGCCCCUCCAUAUGCCAGGCCGCAGAGCAGUCCUUCCCUCCUCCUCCAGUGGCCUUGAACCACCAGGACCAGCCCUUCGCCUCCGCCGGGAGGAUGCCGAGGAGCGAUCCCUGCCCGCGUUUGCGUUUCUGCAUGCGUGCUGCAUCCCUAGAGAUGCUCACCGAACUGCUCCACCUGCCCGAACCAAGGAUGGCACGUGUCUCGGAGCGCCGCUUUCCUUUGCCAUUUGUGCCCCGAGGAGGCCACCUGUUGGCCAGUAUUUUGCUUCUGCCCAUUAUAGCGCUGGGCUGCUUUUAAGUAUUGAGAACUCGCCUUCUGCAACAUCCACAACAUUCCUGUCUAGUUAUGAUUUAAUUGUGGCUGUGAUUAGUCAUCCGUACAUACUUGAUAGCAGAGAAUUACCUUGUGUAUUGUCUGACACCUUUCCAAGUGAAUCAUCUUGCUGCCGAUAAAAACUAUAGUGCAUUUCUUUUUUUCUUUUUAUGGUCUGUUCAUAACUUUUGAUGUAACAAAAUCUUGACUGUUUUUUAGACAGUGGGAAUAAAUAAUCCUUCAUUUUUUUUCCAUGAGUUUUUUGUGAAUGACUUUGGCUACACAAUCUCAUGUUACAUACCAAGUUGGGUUUUUUCUUUGAGAUGUGUAAUUCUUUUAUUGAGAUUUUUAUGGAUUUUGUUGUGUUUAGUUGGGUUCCCCCCCCUAACAAUUGCUUUAUUAAACGUUGAAAUAUUUAAGAAAUAUGUAAUAUUUGGACCAGAUGUUGUGAAUAAUAGUAGAUAAAAGCUAUUUUAUUCUGUAUUUUUAAAAGCUGUUCAGUAUAAAUAAAAAGUGGCAUAGAUGCAACUUUGCAA
Molecule: messenger RNA, 8294 nt
Organism: Varanus komodoensis (Komodo dragon)
Lineage: Eukaryota; Metazoa; Chordata; Lepidosauria; Squamata; Varanidae
Gene: SLC23A2
Product: solute carrier family 23 member 2
Exons: 16
Coding region: 565-2514 (649 amino acids)
Biological process (GO): L-ascorbic acid metabolic process; transmembrane transport
Cellular component (GO): membrane
Molecular function (GO): transmembrane transporter activity
Source: RefSeq, a predicted model, not a curated record